This is a messenger RNA of Perca flavescens (yellow perch), 6454 nucleotides long. It is a transcript of the gene fgd5a, whose product is annotated as FYVE, RhoGEF and PH domain containing 5a. Gene Ontology annotation, molecular function: guanyl-nucleotide exchange factor activity; metal ion binding. The coding region runs from base 259 to 4815 and encodes 1518 amino acids. Lineage: Eukaryota; Metazoa; Chordata; Actinopteri; Perciformes; Percidae. Gene Ontology annotation, cellular component: cytoplasm. The record is from RefSeq and is a predicted model, not a curated record. The transcript is spliced from 21 exons.
AUCACCACUGGAGAUGCACGCCGCUUAAAAGCUCAGCUGACACUCUGCGAACACUGCCGAACUAGGGGCGUCUUCCACAAGUAGGCUCACACUGGAGAAAACCAAGACGAUAAUGGUCAACAAGUCUUCCUUUACCACUUGAUUUUUCCCGCAUUGUGUUUGUAUCUGGAUUAAGUUUCCACGUCAUUUCGAGGGACGCGGUCGGUGUGGGGAAACAUGAGGAUAACUGUCUGUUCCCGAGGAUGAUGAUGGUCCACAAUGAACGCAGAUUUUCAAAAUCCAAUGCAAGUCCCUCGACCACAGGUUCGCAGUCAUCUGACCAUCAAAGUGCAGUCCAAACUGAUGUCCAGGCCGUGUCUCCCUGUCCGUGGUCCAAAACCUCCUGUCGCCCCAAAGCCCAGACCCCUGUAUGAGCCUCACACACAAGAGGAGCUCUGCCCCCCACAGAGCCUGAGUAACGGAGACCUGGCUCACUGUGAUGGGGAGACAGAAGAUUUGCAGGAAAUGGCUGAGGAGAAUCAGGACAAAGAGGAGAAAAGUGAGGCAGAGGACUGGGUUAAUGGCCGUGGCACCGGACACAAUGACGAAGAGGAAAUAGCAGAAAGAGAAACUGAGGACGAAACAGAAAAAGAAGAAGACAUAUUUGAUAAUGAUGGCGACAGCAUAGGCUCUCAGGACACAGUCAAAGCAGAUGAUGGUUCUCCUGAUGACACUACUGAGGAUGAAAACACUGACAAUGACUUGAACCAGCCUGAAGGUGGCAAUCACACUGAUGAAAUGGAGGAUGAAACAGGAGAGGAGGCAGAAGAGGAGGAACAGAGUUUUAGUGAAAAAAUUGAAAUUGUUUGUGACUCUACAGGACACUCAGACGAACAAAAUCUUGAUCACAUCAGUCAGGGUGAUAAGGACAAUGACACUGGACGUAAUGAAGUUGACAGUGAACAAAGUGAGGACUGUGUGCACUCUGAUUUACACACAGAUGAGACCGAGCUGGAAGCUGGAGGAUUUGCAUUUAGAUUCAGCAUGCUUCCAACUGUAACUGAAGAGUAUCCCUAUGAUGUGAUUGGCCCCACAGAUGAUGCUAGUGAUACAUGUGAGUCAUGUGACACAGCUGAAACAGGGGAAACAGGGGUAUGGCAACCAGAACGGGCCACCAAGGACCUCUCUGGCUGUUUUCGAUUCACAUCCAGCACUGAGGAUGUGUUUGGGCCUUAUGCAGUCAUUGAAGCUGUUCUGCCAGAUAUGACUGGCACCGCUGAUCCAGAGUGGAGUCAGGAUGAUCCGGAUGAGAAACCUUCAAAUGAACUGCAAGCAGCAGGUGCUUCUAACCAGGAACCUUACUAUGUGUCAUCAGAUGACGUGGAAAAGCUAGAGGAUAAGCAAGCCCUGUCAGAACAGGGUGAGAUUGAGGAAGGCACAGAGGAGUUGAAUCAACACAAAGACAAAGCAAAAGACAGUGAGUCAACAGAUGAGUAUGCAAACAUUGACGAUUCCCUCUGCCUUCAAGCAGAGGAUGAGCGGUUGGAAUGUGUCUCAUCGGAAGACUAUGUCGAGAUAGGCGAUGAUGACGAAGAGGAAGAAACAGAAAAGAAACAUAUCAAAGGAAAAACUGCAAAAGAGAGAACAGCUAAACGAGAGCAGGCUUUCCUCAGCCAGCGAUCAAGCUGCCAGCCUCGCCUCAGGUUGUGCAACAUCACAGUGCCAGCAGACCUAGAAGUAGGCCGCACCCCUGAGCUCACCAACAGGGUGGUGUUUGCCCACACCACUGAGGCCUUUGAAGAAGACAUUGAGGAACUAGACUGCCAUAUUGUGCCUUACUAUGAGGACACAGACUCGGACAGUGAAGAGCAUAUAUACGAAGAGGCAGGGUUUGACUCAGAAGGGGAGAACUUUGUGACACUUGAUCGGAAGACUAUAGUCACCCGAUCACGCUCUUAUUCUGGGAAAGUUACGGGUUAUGUCCCAGAAACUGUGCCAGAGGAGACAGGGACAGAGUACCAGACUCAUGACUACUGCACAGUGGCCUUAGAUAAAAACAGUGAACCACUAAGCCAUUCACAGCCGCCUGGGGUCAACUGUUUAAUCCCGUCUAUGAAGUCUCGCCGCUUCUUGUUUUAUUCCCGGUCUGCAGAGGGUCCAGAAUUGACAUUGACCACUCCCACAGAGAUCAACAACUCUCUGAAGGAUGACAUCAGGAUGAAGAGGAAAGAUGAUACUCUUUCACUCCCAUGUGUCAUAAGCUCUUCUGGAAGUUUUUCCCAGCGUAGCCAUCGAUCAUCCAGUGGGGUUUCCACACCAACCUCUCUAGUGGACAUCCCACCACCCUUUGAGCUGGCAUACAUCACUAAAAGACCAGUCACCAAGAGUUCCCCAUCCCUCCUGAUCCAGCAUGAACCCAAUGACAUACCUAAAAAGAAGUCCUCCUUCAAGCGCUUCCUGGCGCUCAAGUUCAAGAGGAAGACUGAUUCGAAGGGUUUCAGUGAUGGAAGCGUCCGCUCUUCACGAUCUUCCUCAGAGUCCAGCCAUCACGGCCCAGCAAGAUUCAUAGAGCUUGAUUGCAGAAGCACUGGCAGCUCUCCUCAGCUUCAGUCCCAUAUUGUGAACCCCCAGCAGCGUCCUUUAGACCUGCCAUCCCCAUUUUUCCUCCACAAAGACCACCAGAGGAGAAAAGGAGACCUCAAAGCUUAUGGCAGAGGCGUCUCCAGAGUGGAGUCCUUCGAGGAGCGUUCUCGGCGCUCCGCCAUGCCACUGCCUUUGACCAAACCCCGCUCCAUCUCCUUCCCCAGUGCGGACACUUCAGACUAUGAAAACAUCCCAGCCAUGAGCUCAGACUAUGAGAACAUCCAGAUCCCAGGCAGACCCACCAGGUCCCACACUGUCACUGAGUUUUUUGAGGACCCAAAUCGCACUACAGUUGCCUGCAAUGAGAAUGAUGGCUAUGUGGAUAUGAAUAGUUUCCCUGGGAUUGACAGCAUAACCCAGACAUCGAAUGCAGACUCUGAAAGUGCCUACACAGAGCCUUUCCCAUUGAACCCCGUCUCUGCUGGGCUGUCAGCGGACGAGGACCACGGGCGUACUUCAGAGGAGGAAGAGGGGGUGGCUGAGCAGAGUUAUGAUCGACAGAUUGAUGGCCGAUCCCGAGCUUUCUACGUUGCCAAAGAGCUCGUCGACUCAGAGAGACUACACGUCAGUGCACUCAAGUACCUUCAAGAGGACUUUAGGUCAGCAGUGACAGAGGCAGUGGGUGAGGAAAGGGAGCCUGUGCUGGAGGCGCAGAAGUUAGGAGAGAUAUUGGGCGUGCUCCCCCAGGUCUACGCUCUCCACAGCAGCAUCCUUACUGAGCUGGAGGAACGCAUAAGUCAGUGGGAGGAGAGCCAAAGGAUAGUAGAUGUGAUUCUGUCACGUCGGGAGGACUUUGGGGUGUUUGACACCUUUAUCUCAGAGUAUGAUCGCAGCAUGUCCCUACUGGAGGGGAGCUGCAGUGACAACCAGGCCUUCGCCAACAUCGUCAAGACAUUUGAGAGAAGAAGCCCAGAAGAAGCUGAAGUCCCACUGAAACACCAGCUGCUGCAGGUUAUAGCGAGAGUCCUUCAAUAUCGAAUGCUACUCACAGAUUACCUGAACAACCUCUCUCCUGAUUCUAAAGAAUACGAGGACACACAAGCUGCCUUGGUGAUUGUGUCCGAGGUGGCAGACCAGGCCAAUGACAAUCUAAAACAGGGGGAGAACUUGCUGCGUCUGGUCCACAUAGAGUACAGCGUGAAGGGCAAGAGGGACCUCCUGAAGCCCGGAAGGAUGUUUGUCAAAGAGGGCACACUCAUGAAGGUCUCGAGGAAGAGCAGGCAGCCCCGACACCUGUUUCUGAUGAACGAUAUAAUGCUGUACACCUACCCUCAGCAGGAUGGAAAAUACAGGCUUAAGAACACACUUUCUCUCUCUGGGAUGAAGGUGAGCAAACCUGUCCUAGACAACGUGCUGAACUGUCUUAGGAUUGAGGUGUCCGACAUCACUAUUACACUUUCAGCCAGUUCAGUUGGAGAGAGGGAGGACUGGUUCCACACAUUGAGUCGAGCCAUAGCAGACCACGCUGCAGGGCUCUGUACGUUUGGUGGUCCUUGCAGUGAGGCCCGUGAGAAGCUGUGGAUGGCCCUGGGUGAGGCUGCUCCUGUACUGGUGCCAGUUUCUCAUGUGAUGAUGUGCAUGAACUGUACCUCUGACUUUAGCCUCACGCUGAGACGACACCACUGCAACGCCUGUGGCAAGGUGGUGUGUCGUGCUUGUUCCAGGAACAGAUACCCACUGAAGUACCUCAAAGACAGGGUUGCCAAAGUGUGUGACCACUGCUAUGCCGAGCUCAGGAAAAAAGGUGGCAGCGUGUCGGGGGCGUGCGGUAACUCCAGCCCUCGGACUCACCGGGCCAGCCGUCCCCUCUCUGCUGUCUUCCAGAGCCUGCAGCCCCCGAGUUUGUGGAAGAGCAGGAAGAGCACCUCCCCUCUCAACCAGGUGUCGCUUACUGUGGAGGGCUCCACCAUGAGCGGCAGCCUGCAGCGCCGGAAGAAGAGCAAGAGGAAGUGGAAGCGACUAUGGUUCCUCCUCAAAGACAAGGUGCUCUACACCUUCACAGCCCGUGAGGAUAAAGUUGCCUCAGAGAGUCUACCUCUGCAGGGCUUCACCGUCAAGCUGACAGAAGGAGGAGAAAGCAGCAAUGUGUUCCAUCUAUACCACAAGAAAACCCUUUACUAUACAUUUAGGGCUGAUGAUCCAAACACCGCUCGCAGAUGGGUCAAUGCCAUGGAGGAGGCUACUGUUUUAUAGCACCUGCUCAGUUAAAUGAACACGCCCUGCUGUCUGUGACUGCUAGAACUCCUCCGUGGAGCGCAACAAAGCUACCUGCUGCUUCUGAACUCAGACCAUCAGUAAGAAUUCAUCACAUCUGACCUGUUGUUGUGGAAUAUUAUGUGAAAAUGUAGUCACCAGAGGGAUCUUAGACAAGCCUGCCACCCAAUGGUAGGAAGGUAAAAGUGGGGGAUGACGCUAUGUGGAAGGGAGCAGUGGAAACCUCUUGUUGGAGUAUGAUCUAACAUAUGAAGACGCUAUGGUUUCCAAUGCGCUGAUCCAGCCGAGUUCACAGAAGCCUUCACUUUUUAGGUUCAGCUUGGAUACAUAAAAUGCUUCAUCCAAAAGAACAUUUUAUUCCCUCUGUUUCACCUUUUUAAAAGGACCAUCCCACACACAAAACAAGUUCUCCAAGUCAACUCUUUUCUUUUUCUGUCUAUUACCUGAGGUUCCACUGGAUUCCACUCUUUUUGUUCUGGAGGAGAACGUCACAUCCUUCAUUUUUCUAUGUGAGACAGUUACAGCCUGUGUGCUGUGAUGAGUAUAACCUCACAUAUAAACUUUGCUCCAUACUGUGGUAGUAUUCGCAGCUAGUAAAAGGGAAAUAUUGCUCACCGUUUUAGAGAGACAUUUGGUAUUCUGAAUAUAUAUUAUGAAAUAUACACUGCAGAUAUUGAAGUGAAUUAUAGGAUUUGCUUGUAUAGAAAAAAAGUAUGUUCUGAGUAAGAGGUCUUAAUCUUAAUCAUCCCAGUGUGUGUACAUUAUAUUUCUUGUGGAGUUUUACACAGCGUUGCUAUUAUGUUGAACCUACACAGCUAUGGAAUGACCCUCAGCAUGACACCCAGUCAACAGUAUUUCUAAGGAUGAACACUAUCAAAGAUACUUUGUAUUUGAAUCUGUAGGCUUUGAAAAAGAAAAAUGUCAGUUCUGAUGUGCUAACUGAUUUCUUCCAGUUGAAUGCAGCGCAAUUUGUAAUUGAUGAUGAAUGUGCCCUUACAUGAAAUUGUACUCCUUGUCCGUCUUUAUACUAUCAAAGUACUGUACUAAGGUCAUGUCUCCAGAAGAGACCUUGAGAAACAUUCACUUUUUUUUUAUCUACUCUUAUAUACGUUGUUUCUGUUUCAGCCCAGUAACAUAAGAAUAUACUAUUGUGCCAUUUUUAUUAAUGCCUUGUUCACGCUGUAUAUACACUGCUGAAUAAAAUCACACUUUAAACACUUGGACUUAAUGGAAACGGCUAGGAUAAAAAAGCCAUUUUCAUACUACCUAUAAACUGCCAGUGUUAAGAGUCAUCUGAGCCACUCAUGUCUACAGCAGUAGGAUGGAUACUGAAAUGUCACUCUUCUCUACUGUUCUAACAUAAUCUGGCAUCCAUAGUUUCUCUUAACUCAGCUCCAUUCGGAAUGCAGCUGUACUACAUGUGAUUUUUUUUUUUAUCCGUCAAACUACAUUAUUUCUAAAGCACACAUUUGUUCAUCACGUACUGUUCAGCUUUUCUACCUGUUUCUUAUGUGCCAUACUUAUAGUGUUAUUAUGGAUUGUACCUCUUGCAUAUAGUGCAUUGUAAAUGUUCAUGUAUAUAGAUACAAUAUACAAAAAUAAACUCCUUCAAAACGUU